Molecule: messenger RNA, 1320 nt
Organism: Lycium barbarum (goji berry)
Lineage: Eukaryota; Viridiplantae; Streptophyta; Magnoliopsida; Solanales; Solanaceae
Exons: 3
Coding region: 142-1179 (345 amino acids)
Source: RefSeq, a predicted model, not a curated record
GAUAUAGUUGAACAAAUUAAAGAGAAGUACAAAACCAAUGGCAAGUAAAAGUUUUAGUUGGAGUUUAGAACAACCACGCAACUACUCAUUCCCUCUUAAUUCCUAUAAGCAACCCUCUGAUCUCUUUCUCGUAAUUUGGCUAUGGAUUUCAAGAAUCCCAUCAAUGAAUACCAUCACUAUAUUUUGUCUACACUUUUAACCUUAGCUUUAAUAUGUAUUCUCUUGUUGAGCUCUUCCUCUAAGAGCAAUAAUUUUGCUUUAUUUCCAACGGGAAACUCCGUUUGUCAGCCUUCAAAAACAUUUAACAUGAAGGUGUACGGAGAUGAGCUUGAAGAAGUAUUAGCGGGAGCCUCAACGGAGAACAAGACGGUAAUUAUCGCGAUUCUGAAUAAAGCAUACGUGGAGGGAGAUAAGCCGAUGUUGGAUAUUUUCUUGGAUGGUUUCUGGCUAGGAGAAGGCACUGAUGAUUUAAUCAAACACCUUUUGAUCGUUGCGAUGGAUCAAACAUCGUACAAAAGGUGCAAGUUCCUCCAUCUUCAUUGUUACAAGCUGGAAACGGAUGGCGUAGAUUUCGUCGGAGAGAAACUGUACAUGUCAGAAGAUUUUAUAAAAAUGAUGUGGCAAAGAACCCGCUUCUUAGGCGAUGUUCUAAAGCGUGGUUAUAACUUCGUCUUCACGGACACUGAUGUGUUAUGGCUAAGAAAUCCAUUCCCAAAUUUGAGCCACAACAAAUCCAUAGAUUUGCAGAUCAGUACAGAUAGUUUCAACGGCGACCAAUGGUCCGGGGCAAAUCUCAUCAACACAGGCUUCUACAUGAUCAGAUCAAACAACAAAACUAUCACAUUGUUUGAUAAAUGGUAUGCGAAGAAAGACAAUUCCACCGGAUUAAAAGAACAGGACGUUCUGCAGAAGCUAAUACGUGAAGGAGAAUUUCGAAAUUUAGGCCUUAAAGUGCGGUUCUUGGACACUGUUUAUUUUAGCGGAUUCUGUCAAAAUAGUAAGGAUGUUAGAGCUGUAGUGACUGUUCAUUCCAACUGUUGUAGAAGAAUUAGUGCCAAAAUGGCUGACUUGACAGCAGUCAUUCAUGAUUGGAAGAGGUUUAUGAGCGCCACAGGGAAUGAGACGUCCAGGUUCCAGUGGACACCUCAUGAUCACUGUCGCAAUUCCUGGCAAAAUUGAGGAUGGCGUGAUUUUAUGUUGAGAAAUUUAAUAAUUAUGGUUACAAAUUCUUUUCAAAUUCAAUCUCGUGAUUUUGUAGCAAGGCAGUGUACCAUUGUAAAUGCAUCAUAAGAUUAAAUGUUUUCACAUACUUUGUGCAUC